Messenger RNA from Sinocyclocheilus anshuiensis, 3268 nucleotides. Its product is annotated as arf-GAP with Rho-GAP domain, ANK repeat and PH domain-containing protein 1-like. The record is from RefSeq and is a predicted model, not a curated record. Gene Ontology annotation, molecular function: phosphatidylinositol-3,4,5-trisphosphate binding; GTPase activator activity; protein binding. The transcript has 19 exons. NCBI's taxonomy places the organism in Eukaryota, Metazoa, Chordata, Actinopteri, Cypriniformes, Cyprinidae. The annotation marks the transcript as partial. Gene Ontology annotation, biological process: positive regulation of GTPase activity; regulation of cell shape; signal transduction. Gene Ontology annotation, cellular component: cytoplasm.
CAUUCCAGCGAUGAUUCCCUGAGCUCGUCCCAUGGAGAAGAAGUCCUGCAGUGUAUUCCUGCAGCCCGGCGCUCCGGUCAUGUCCUUCUUCCCGCCGGAGAGUUCCCAGCCCGUGUGCGAUUGGCUGAGUGGCCUCCGGCUCGACCAGUACUGCCCGGCCUUCCAGGAGGCGGGGCUGGGAACGCUGUGGGAGUGUCAGGAUCUAAGCUCCGCCCAGCUGCAGCAGAUGGGCGUGGCUCUGCCCGGCCACAGGAAACGGAUCCUCGGCAGCCUGCGCAAGCUCCUCCCCUCGGCGGCGGGAACGGAGGAGGACGAGGAGCGAGAGGAGGACAGGCCCGUCGCCCGAGAGAGGACCAAAUUCAGAGCGUCGGAAAACAGCGUCGCAGGUAGACGCCCGCCUCCCGUCCCGCCUCGAGUCACGCCCAAUCGACCCCCCGUUCCCUUCACGCCCGGAUCGGUAACCAUGGCGACCGCUCCUGAGCCUAUCAGCCUCCCUGAACAAAAGGAAACGCCCACACCUGCCGAACAAACCAAGCCCAUCCCAACUCCCAGGCCACGCCCAGAACACCUGCCACUUAAAGGGCCGGCGCAGCAACUCCAGACGAGCGAGAGGAAGCCGUCUCCUGUGUCUCCCUCUUCCUCCUCCUCCUCCUCCUCCUCAUCAUCGGAGCGCUUCCACCUGUAUGAACAGUGUUCAUCUCCUGCUCAGGGAGAAGCGGGCGCUCCUCCUCUUCCUCCUAAGAGCUACGCCGUGGGCGUCUCUAAAGAGCCCAGAGACGGCCCGUACAGACCCCCUGUUCCACCACCUCGUGUCUCCGUCUGCUCCAGAACUACGAAUCCCAGAAGCACGUCAUCCGGAAGCCCGCCCACGUCCAGCGCUCCUGUAUAUGAUCCGUCAGACACGGAUCGAGUCCCAGACGUCCCGCCUCGGAUCAUCAGACCUCCGAACGAGAGCCAAAGGAGAGACGUCCCACCGCCGCCGAACACAAACAAGUUGGAUUCAGAUGAAAGUUCAGAUGAAUAUGACGAGCGCGAGCUCAGCAGAGACGCUAAACUCAUAGACAUGGCCAGCAAGAUGUCCUUGAUGGUUCCCAAGGCAACGAAACCCCGUUACAGCAGCCUGUGCAGCGACGACGAGCUACUAGACGAUGACACCAUCUCUUACGAAUCUGUGUCCCUGAAACGGAGUUCAUGGAUCAAAGAUUUGGGUUCGAUCUCCGGCUCUCAGAGCAGCAUCUACCUGCCAAUCACAGGCCACGUCAGUGCUCCGCCCCCUCGGGAAGACCCCGCCUCCACCAGCGUCCCCGUGAUUAAAGUGGGCUGGCUGGACAAGAAUCCUCCUCAGGGGUCUCUGAUAUACCAGCGCCGCUGGGUCAAACUGGAUGCCGAAUACCUGAGAUACUUCGACACUGAGAAGGUGAUUCUGAUUGUGGAGCGGAGCGAGUGGGUGACAGUGUUGAAGAGCUGUGUCGGAGCGUCUCGCGCACGCACCAGUCUGGAUAUGACCUUUAACCCCUGCGUGAGCUACGAGAUGAAGGGUUACCUGGAGCUGCGCGGCCUGCGCUCCAAACUCUACACGGUGGUGUGUGCGGAUAAAGUCUUCCUCUACAAAAACACAGAGGAUUAUCGUCUGGGAAUCGGCAUCACCUCGAUCGAUAUGAAUGUUGGUAAUGUGAAGGAAGUGGAUCGGAGAGCGUUUGAUCUGACCACACCGUACCGUAUAUUCAGUUUCGUAGCGGAUACGGAUCAGCUGAAGGAUCAGUGGGUGGAGGCCAUGCGCAACUCUAUCGCAGAGGCCUUGUCCAAUUACGAAGUGGCUGAGCGGAUCUGGGCGGAGCCGUCCAAUCAGAUGUGUGCCGACUGCAGCGAUGCCAAACCUGAGUGGGCCGCCAUCAACCUGGCUGUGGUUUUCUGCAAGCGAUGUGCAGGAGAGCAUCGCGGUCUCGGUCCAAGCAUAUCUAAAGUACGCAGUCUCAAAAUGGACAAGAAGGUCUGGAGCGAAGAUCUCAUCCAGCUGUUUCUCGCUCUAGGAAACGAACGAGCCAAUCAGUUUUGGGCGGCGAACGUCCCGCCCAGCGAGGCCUUGACCCUGAACAGCAGCAGCGAGGAGCGACGUCGCUUCAUCACCGCAAAAUACCGUGAGGGCAAAUACCGCCAAUAUCACCCGCUGUUCGGAAACAAGAGAGAACUCAAUAACGUGAGUCAGCAACUCCCGAGGUCAGAGGUGAAGGUCGCCAUAGACAGGGUGCACUACAUGGCCCCGCCCUCCGUCACGCAUAAUGGGUUUCUAUUUAAGACCGCCUCCAUGGCUCGACCAAUCACAGAGAAGAAGGGAAAAGAAGAGUUCAGUCGGCGCUGGUGUGUGCUGAAUGACGGGAAUUUUAGCUACUAUGAAAGUGACAAAAACGCUACUCCGAACGGAGGACUGAAGAUGAAGGAGAUCGUCUGUCUGGCUGUCAACGCUCCCGAGACUCAUGGGUACGAUCACACGUUUGAGCUGUACUCGGAUGCCGAGCGCUUGUAUCUGUUCGGCACUGAUAAUCCCGAGACCAUGGGCGAGUGGGUCAAAUCCAUCGCAAAGUCGUUCAUUCCCGCGGCUGCGGAGGAUCUGUUACUGAAGGACUUCGAGCGCAUCGGCCGGCUGCGUUAUAAAGAUAGACUGAACCGGGAGAUGUCGAGACUGGGCUGGUUCUGUUUGGUGGGCUCCAGCCUGCACAUCCGGCUGGAGGAGCACACCGCAGACGAGACCAUCGACCUGCAGAAGCUCCUGGAGCUCUCGAUCCAGCUGGAGAAUGAGGUUCUGGUUCUGGUGGAGCGAGGCAGGACGGUGUACAUCGAGGGCGAGAGGAAGCUGGAUUUCCAGGGCUGGGCUGCAGCCAUCCAGAGGGCUGCUGGGAGUUCUGGAGACACACUGAGUCAGCAGCAGCUGACGGAGGCCGACAUUCCCGUGAUCGUGGAGCGCUGCAUUCAUUUCACCACUCAAUACGGUCUGACCUCAGAGGGAAUCUACCGUAAGAGUGGCGUGAACAGUAAGAUCGCCGCCCUGCUGGAGGAGUUCAGACGUGACGCCAGAUGUGUUUGGCUGAAGGAAGGUGAACAUCAGGUGGAUGACGUCUCCAACGUCCUCAAGCGCUUCUUCAGAGGCAUCGAGGAGGGAUUGUUUGGCCUGGAGGCGCACAGCUGGCUCAGUGCUACAGUUUUUUCAGAUGAGAGCAGUCGGAUCUGUCAGUAUCGUCUUCUGUUCAGUAACCUUCCCCGAGUCAAUCAG